Synchiropus splendidus (mandarinfish) is the source of this 9020-nucleotide messenger RNA. It is a transcript of the gene mink1, whose product is annotated as misshapen-like kinase 1. NCBI's taxonomy places the organism in Eukaryota, Metazoa, Chordata, Actinopteri, Syngnathiformes, Callionymidae. Gene Ontology annotation, biological process: protein phosphorylation. The record is from RefSeq and is a predicted model, not a curated record. The transcript has 32 exons. Gene Ontology annotation, molecular function: ATP binding; protein kinase activity. Bases 911 to 4807 code for a protein of 1298 amino acids.
UAGUUGGAGAAAACACUUGAGGAGUGUUCGUGCGCAGAACCCGCAAGACUGAGCCAGAAUCCGAGUGGGAGGGAGGACCAGAGGGGCAAAACAUGGCGAGAUAACAAGUUUUCGCUGCACAUAUUUCACCGCUGGAGCUCGGGACUAUAACCGGAGACCAACGACGUGUUCCGAGUGUCGAUAUCAGGGGCCGCAGUUCCGAAGUAUCACGGCGUCGGGAGAGCUCGCGGUGCUCGUGUUUUCCCGGAAGGCGACUGUCAACACAAAAUGGAAGGAGGAAAGUUUAUCGCGGAGACUUUUAUUUAAACCACCACCACUGCUUCCUCCCGACUAUCUCGAGCUCGCCCUGGAAACCAGGACGGUCGAACCCAUCCUCCCAAGUUCCGCUCGCGCCUUGACGUGUCGCUGUCAUCCGUGAUUUUUCAUCUGACAGGCGGUUCUGGUUCGGUGCGGACGGACCCAGACGCCAUCAUAUCAGACGCUGCGCUCUUGUCGAAUAGACGUUUCUUGCACCCUCGCAGGGUUUUUUUUGUGACUGCGACAUGCUUCGCUCGGUGGGCAGCAGCAGCCGAGACCUGAGUCAAAAUGAACGCAGUGAGGUGUCCGACGACACCGGAGCUGCAGUCCACUGACAAGCUGCCAGCUCUGGACCAGAACCCAUGGACAGCGAGCGGCGUAUUUAUAGCGUGUAUUCCAAGUUCAGAGUGAUAUAACUUGCUUCUUAUUCCUCGGUGACGGCCAGCUACUAGCCAGGCGCCUGGGAGGGUUCGGAACCAUCGACCCAAACACAGCCACAACAACUAGACUGGACUGGUUUUCGGUGUAUUUUUUUGUUAUUGUUGUUGCGUUGCACUGACUCCAGUUCGCGGCUUCUCUCGUCAGCUAACUUGUGAGCUAACUUUCGACAGCUAUGUCUGAAAACGCCCCCACACGAAGCCUGGACGACAUCGACCUCGCUGCCCUCCGGGAUCCAGCUGGUAUCUUUGAGCUGGUGGAGGUCGUCGGCAAUGGGACGUACGGACAAGUGUACAAGGGCCGUCACGUGAAGACCGGCCAGCUGGCUGCCAUCAAGGUGAUGGACGUGACGGAGGAGGAAGAGGAGGAAAUCAAAGCCGAGAUCAACAUGUUGAAGAAGUACAGCCACCACCGAAACAUCGCCACGUACUACGGUGCCUUUGUGAAGAAGAGUCCACCGGGACAUGACGACCAGCUUUGGCUUGUGAUGGAGUUCUGCGGGGCGGGGUCGGUGACUGACCUGGUGAAGAACACAAAGGGCAGCUCCCUGAAGGAAGACUGGAUCGCUUACAUCUGCAGGGAGAUCUUACGGGGCCUUUCUCACCUCCAUGCCCAUAAAGUCAUCCACCGGGACAUCAAGGGCCAGAAUGUUCUGCUCACAGAGAAUGCUGAAGUCAAGCUCGUUGAUUUUGGGGUGAGCGCCCAGUUGGACAGAACCGUGGGCCGAAGAAACACCUUCAUCGGGACUCCGUACUGGAUGGCGCCAGAAGUUAUCGCCUGCGAUGAAAACCCAGACUCCACCUAUGACUACAGGAGCGAUAUCUGGUCAUUAGGAAUCACCGCCAUCGAGAUGGCCGAGGGAGCCCCGCCUCUGUGCGACAUGCACCCCAUGAGAGCGCUCUUCCUAAUUCCCCGGAACCCUCCACCCAAGCUGAAAUCCAAAAAGUGGUCCAAGAAAUUCAUUGACUUCAUCGAAGGCUGCCUGGUGAAGACCUAUCAGAGUCGCCCUUCGACAGAGCAACUCCUCAAACACACCUUCAUCCGGGACCAACCCACCGAGCGCCAGGUCCGAAUUCAGCUGAAAGACCACAUCGACCGCACGCGCAAGAAGAGGGGAGAGAAAGAGGAGACGGAGUACGAGUACAGCGGGAGCGAUGAGGAGGAUGAAAAUCGAGGAGAUGACCGAGAGUCCAGCUCCAUUCUCAACGUACCCGGGGAGUCCACCCUGAGGCGCGACUUCCAGCGCCUCCAGCAGGAGAACCAGGACCGCACGGAGGCUCACAAGCGGCAGGCCCAACUGGCCGCCCAGCGCCGCGACCCAGAGGAACACAAGAGGCAGCUGCUGCACGACCGCCAGAAACGCAUCGAAGAACAGAAGGAGCAGCGACGCCGACUGGAAGAGCAACAGAGGAAAGAGAGGGAGAUGGUGAGGCAGCAGGAAAAAGGUCCCCAUCGGAGACACGACGACAUGAGACGGGAAGAAGACCGGAGGCUGGCGGAGAGGGAGCAGGAGUUUAUCAGGCAUAAGUUAGAAGAAGAGCAGCGACAGUUAGAAAUCCUUCAGCAGCAGCUGCUUCAGGAGCAGGCACUGCUCAUGGAGUACAAACGUAAACAGCUGGAGGAGCAGCGUCAGUCCGAGCGUCUGCAGAGGCAGCUGCAGCAGGAGCACGCAUACCUGGUGUCUCUGCAGCAGCAGCAGGAGAAGAAGCCGCAGCUCUACCACUACAACAAGAACCUGGAGCACAACAACAAGCCCUCCUGGGCCCGCGAGGUGGAGGAGCGGAGCAAGAUGAACAGGCAGGGCUCACCCAAAAUCUGCACCACUGUGUCCGACACGGCCAUUCAGUCCCGCUCUGACUCCAUCAGCCAGUCAGGGGUGGUCCAGUCCGCUCAGACUCCACCCAUGCAGCGGCCUGUCGAACCCCAGGGGGGGCAAGGCAAGUUCCAGAUGGCCCACUUGGUUCCCCUGAAGCCGUACGCGGCUCCUGUCCCUCGCUCCCAGUCUCUGUGCGACCAGCCCACUAAGACCAUGUCCGCCUUCCCCACCCAGGACCCCUCCCUCAACCCCACCCCUCGCCCCAUCCACAGCAGGGAGCUGGUGCGGCAGAACUCUGACCCAACUUCAGAGAACCCGGCACCACUGACCAACCAAAUUCGAGAGGAUCGAGGGCCCUGGAUCCGCCUGCCAGAUGUGGAGCUCCCACCCAAGGUAAUUCCACAGAGAACAGCGUCCAUCGCGACAGCGCUCAACUCAAAUCUCAGCUCUGGGAUCAGACACCCUGUCAGAGCCAGCAAUCCGGAUCUGAGUCGCAAUGAUCGCUGGGAACGUGGCGACAGCAUAAGCAUCAUUUCCAAUCUGCCCCAGACGGGCUCCCUGGAGAGGCACCGCAUCCUCAGUACCUCUAAAAUGGAGUCACCCAUUCUCGCCCACGACAGUCGGCACAAACCAGGGGAGUCUCGCACCUCCUCGCGCCCGGGGCGACCCGCUAGUUACAAAAGAGCCAUAGGAGAGGACCACGGCCUGUAUGCGAAGGAGCGAGCCGAGGAGCAGCCAAGGCCUCCAGCCAAGGCCAACGACUACUCCUCCUCCUCAGAGAGCAGCGAGAGCAGUGAGGAGAGUGAGAACGGCGAGGGAGCCGAGGAGGAAGAGAGCCCCAGCGACCGCCGCAGAGAUGCAGACACUGACUCAGUCAACACCAUGGUGGUGCACGAGGACGAGGGCGCGGGAGAGGUGGAGCAGGCUGGCGGUUAUGGCGACCAGACCAUGCUGGUGCAGAGGACUCCAGAGAAGCGCAGCCACAACGGGUACACCAACCUGCCAGACGUGGUGCAGCCGUCACACUCCCCCACUGACUCAGCCCCACACUCCUCCCCCGGCAAAGAUUCUGUGUAUGAUUAUCAAUCCCGAGGUUUGGUCAAAGCUUCCGGCAAAUCGUCCUUCACCACGUUUGUGGAUCUCGGCAUGUAUCAGUCUCCCGGAGGAACCGGAGACAACAUCUCCGUCACAAGCUCGCGGUUCGAGCAGCUGAAGAUGGAGGUGAGGAAAGGCUCCAUGGUGAACGUGAAUCCCACCAACACUCGCCCUCCCACUGACACACCGGAGAUCCGCAAGUACAAGAAACGGUUCAACUCUGAAAUCCUCUGCGCUGCUCUCUGGGGUGUCAAUCUGUUGGUGGGGACUGAGAACGGCCUGAAACUGCUGGACCGCAGUGGACAAGGCAAGGUUUAUCCGCUUAUCAACUCCAGAAGGUUCCAGCAGAUGGACGUGCUGGAGGGCCUGAACCUGCUCAUCACUAUAUCAGGCAAGAAGAACAAGGUGCGCGUCUACUACCUGGCGUGGCUGCGUAACAAGAUCCUCCACAACGACCCUGAGGUGGAGAAGAAGCAAGGCUGGACCACGGUGGGUGAGAUGGAGGGUUGCGUUCACUACAAAGUGGUGAAAUAUGAGCGGAUCAAGUUUCUGGUCAUCGCGCUGAAGAACGCAGUGGAGGUUUACGCCUGGGCUCCCAAACCGUAUCACAAAUUCAUGGCCUUCAAGUCUUUUGCUGACCUGCCGCACCGGCCCGUCCUAGUCGACCUGACUGUGGAGGAGGGUCAGAGGUUAAAGGUCAUCUACGGCUCCUGCGCUGGUUUCCACGCCAUCGACGUCGACUCCGGAAACAACUAUGACAUCUACAUCCCAGUUCACAUCCAGAGUCAGGUGACACCACACGCCAUCGUGUUCCUGCCGAGCUCCGACGGCAUGGAGAUGCUUCUGUGCUACGAGGACGAGGGCGUCUACGUCAACACCUACGGACGCAUCAUCAAGGACGUGGUGCUGCAGUGGGGCGAGAUGCCCACCUCCGUCGCUCACAUCUGCUCCAAUCAGAUCAUGGGUUGGGGAGAAAAAGCCAUUGAGAUCCGCUCGGUGGAGACCGGACACCUGGACGGGGUUUUCAUGCACAAAAGAGCUCAGAGGCUGAAGUUCCUCUGCGAGCGGAACGACAAGGUUUUCUUCGCUUCGGUUCGCUCCGGCGGAAGCAGCCAGGUCUACUUCAUGACCCUCAACAGGAACUGCAUCAUGAACUGGUGAACGUGGUCCAGGGUCAGAAACCGCCGCAUGCAUACAAACAUCUUUAACACACCGUCACUAGCCUGAAGUGAGACCUCCUGUCAGAAGCUUCACGCAUCCGUACUGUAAAUAUUCCCGCCGACUUACUUUCUCUCCGUGAUGUUAAAAACAUUCCCCAGUGGUUUAAGGAAGGAACUCUAACAAAGCUGUAAAUAGACAAUCUCUGCUCUCGUUCAUUCGCUGCCAUGGAUCGAGGGAUUCCAGUAGCUCACUCAUCUGCACUGGCAACCGCGAGGAUUGUUCGAGGUCCGGCAGUAUCAGGGAGGCCUGGCGACAGCAGCGUGUGGAGAAGGUUCGCGGCUACCUUUUAGUCCAAAGCAUAUUCUUUGAUGCCAUCUCAGCUUUAAAAGGUAUUAAUGAUAAAAGCAGUCGCUAGAGUUCGUGUCGCUGUGCCAGUGUUCUUUUCUCUUCUUAGUUUAAUGGUUGCUUUAUGAAUGAAAAGAAGUUUGGUAUUUAUAUGUAGUAAUUCUGUACCGAUACAAGCACAGUCCAGUCGCCAGAAACCAGAACCAGCUGUGUUUCAAUCCACAAGAAAGACACAUGUAUUUUUUAUUUCUUCAAUGAAUAUAAUGUCUGAAACUCUGGACAAGAAGCCAAGAUCUUCAGCUUCAAUAAUUCCUGUACUGUACUGAAAUGUUUGUUUCCUGUGUUUCCUGCUGGUCUGGUUCUCAAGUGACUGCUCUGUGCUUCUACUCUUCUUCUACUGUAAUUAUUCCGCAAUAUGCGGUGUUGUGUGGUUCGGCCGUCGCAUGGAGAGUCGGUGUGACGUGCAGACGGAAGAAGAAAGCAGUGGGUGAAAAAGGAGGGCGCUGACCCUCCUCUUUCUGAAGUCUUCUACUGUACAGUAAUUUAGUUCCUCUGGAGUGAAAGUCGAGUCAGUGAAAAGGUUCAGGUCACGCGGCGACUAGUUUCAGCAAUAGAACAGGCCGAUGCUGGUGAGGUGAUAAGGACACUCUAAUUCCGGAUUUAAAAAAGUGUUUUUUUGUAAAUAAAAUAGUGAAGAAAGUUUAAUGGCAAUUCCUCAUACUCAACAGCAGGUGGCGCCAGACCGCAACUGCAUGAGUCGACUUUAAAAUAGCAAAUCUAUUCAUUUGUAGUUUAUUCCUUUCGAAUAUAUAUAUAUAUAUAUAUAUAUAUAUAUAUAUAUAUAUAUAUAUAUAUAUAUAUAAAACUUAAUUUGGUUUUCUCCAGCACUUGGUAGAAACUGUUCUCUAAAGAUUUUACUCUCUUAACUUUGCACAUAUUUACCAACCAAAACACCCACUACAUGCUCUUCUCUCGUACUCUUCAGCCAUCUUUCAGGUGGGUUAGUAAUAGUAUUGUAAUAAAACGGGUUGAUUCUAACAUUGAAAUAAUCGGUUCGAUUUGCGACACAUUCAUGGAUGUUCGUAGCGACACAUUAUGUAAUUAGAUGUAACAUUUUCAUUCGCUCGUGAUUUAGUGUGUUGAUAUUUGUCUCAUCAUUUUGUGGUGACGUCUAUGAAACGUAAUGUGUCGUUACAUAUCGCGUCUCUCCAUGUGUUGACGUCACCAUCUUGCUUAACAGGGACGGGUUGCUGUGGUUUAGUACGUUGGCUACGCUAGCAUCUCGCUACGCUAGCAUCUUGCUGCAGCUAACAUCUCUCUUCAGCUAGCAUCUCGCUUCAGCUAGCAUCUUGCCAUAGCUAUCAUCUCGCUUCAGCUAGCAUUUUGCUGCAGCUGUCAUCUUGCUACGCUAGCAUCUUGCUGCAGCUAUCAUCUCGCUGCAGCUAGAAUCUUGCUGCAGCUAUCAUCUCGCUGCACCUAUCAUCUUGCUGAGCUAGCAUCUCGCUAUGUUGCAUCUUGCGGUAGCUAUCAUCUUGCUGCAGCUAGCAUCUCGCUGUGCUAGCACCCCACUGCAGCUAGCAUAUCGCUGCGCUAGCACUGUAAUCAGGAAGGGUUGUGUAGAUAGCGCGCUCUCCUCGUGGUCUCGUCACCGUUGUGUAAAUAGUAAACUCGGACACGACGCAUGCUGUGAUCAACGAGGUGUUUGUUGCGAUGUGUGUUUAUCGGAACUUGCAUGUCGGUUUCCUACUUCAUUCUCCCGUUAUUUUUUUUCCCCCCUCCACCAUCCAGGAGGGUUUUCGUCGUCCGAUCAUGUUUACAGCUUAAGCAGUGCCUUGGAGUUGAGAAGGAUCAGAACGCACAUCUGAGUCUCUUACUUGAAGUCCCACGGAGAAGAAGAGACCGCUCCCUUAUUUGGAAUCCGAUUUUGUGCCAGUAAAAAAAGUGCGCUUACAUCCCACUAGGGGGCGUCGAAAAUUCACAUGUUUCACGUGUAGAGCUGCAAUAAGAGAAGAAGCCUGUCGCGGUGGUAGUCAGCAGAAAAGCCAUACCAUGUCGGUGGUUCAGCAGGUAGUUGGGGAGAUUAGCUCCACUUAUCCUGAGAUUUUAUAAGAUAUGUAAGUAGUCGAUCUUGAGAUUAGCAGUGAAUGUACAUCUAUGAGACAGAUUUGUAUUUAUAUAUAAAUAUAUAUAUCAAGUGUUCUGCUCUAUUAAUCAAAGCACAAUGUGUUUAACAGCAGAGAGAUUAAAGCUUCACCUGAGACUUUCGUUCGCUCCUUCUCGUUGAUGUUGUGUGUGCGUGUGCGCGCGGGUGUGUGCGUGUGAGCAGCCGCGAGCCGGGAGAGGUGGGCGGGGCUCAGGUGAUGGCGUCUGACCUGCUGCAGGGGGCGCUGCGCUCGCGUCGUUUACUGGCUCUUGGUGUGACAUGUUUAUGGACGAUUUAAAAGAGUCCGGUGCAGUCAGCAGAGCUCUGUCCCAAAAUGCUUGAAAUAAAUGUUUUUUUUUUUUUUUUUUUUAGAUUUGACAGUCCAAACGCUGUAAAACAUUUUGUGACGUCUGGAACUCGUGUCCUCCUCUUAAAUUAAAUAACAAUAAGAAGUAUGCUGUUAAGAAGAUGCAAGUAAACUCUCGGUCGAGAGGAGUCACUGUGUUUUACGGACGGAGGCGGAGCUUGUUGCCCAAGAAACCUUUAAAUGAGGAACUGCAGUUUGAUAUCGCAGUGAGACUUAUUCAGAAAAUAUUUGUAAAUUCUUUUUUUUAUUUUUGGUUUGGAAUCGUUUUUCGAUCGAUUUUUUUUCCCCAGAAAUUUAAAUGUAUUUUUAUUUAUAUAUUUUUAUUUUUAUUUUUGUCUUUUUUCGAAAUUGAAAACUUUCUUUUUUCAUUUCUGAUUUUUUUGUUUUAAAACUCUUUUUCCAAUUCAGAAUUCUCUUUUCCGAUUUCUCCUGAUUCUUUUGACCCAAAUUCAGCAUUUUGGGAAAGAGCUUUUCAUGCACUGUCACCUGUCUGAUCUGAUGAUAAAUAACAAAAGAAGCCAUUUUUAAUUCUAUUCCCAGUGAAAGUAUUGUAUGAAACUAGAGCUGCAUCUUUGUGUCGGAGACAGCAGCAGCUUGCUAUUGAGGGAAUAAAGAGGGAACUUUAGACACUGGUCAAGUGACUACGAAAGCAGCUUUUUUUUAAACUUAAAUGUAUCUAAAUGGGCACUCCAGUUUCCUCCCACGUGGUGAAGAGUUGAGUCUAAACUGUGCGCCAAGAGCCAUGACCUUUGACCGUCGCGCAGCUAGUGUCGGUGUUUGCACGCUGAGGGACCAAAGGUGGAAGAAACCCCAGAGGCUUGACUCUUUAGAGCAAUACAAGGGUCUGUACCAAUGAAAGCUGUCGGUUUGCAGCAGGUGAAGACUCGGUGGCCUUCGGCUGUUUAGUGUGUCGCUUCCUCCAAAACCCCUUUUACUUUGGUCUCGAUGUCAAAUAAGUGCUGGUGUCGUUCCAUACAAUCGGUUGUCGUCGUGAUGCUUCUUCUUUUGCUAUAAAUCCCAGUGAUUGCCUUUCAGAGCGAAGUGAACCAAGAGACGGACUUUAUCUGAGACAGAUUUAUAUUUGUAAUUAUAAUCCAGUGGCUGGUGGAGUCGGGAGGAGGAGGAGCACAUCGAAUCAAAUCUUUGGACAAAAAAUAGGAAAUGUUCUUAUUUUGUAUGUUUUUUUUUUGUUGAAUGAUGGUUAAUAUCUUUUGACGUGUGCUUGAGUCUGUGUUCUUCGUUUGAGGUAACUCUAGAUUGUAUUUCAUAGAUUGAUCAAACUUUCAAAAGAUUGUGUUGAAUGAAUUCAUGUCUUAAUACAGAAAUGUUUGGAAAAAAUAAAAUCUAUUGAUCUCUUC